Messenger RNA from Nipponia nippon (crested ibis), 1440 nucleotides. NCBI's taxonomy places the organism in Eukaryota, Metazoa, Chordata, Aves, Pelecaniformes, Threskiornithidae. The record is from RefSeq and is a predicted model, not a curated record.
AUGCUCUUCGGUGACGGCGUCGGGCGGGAGCCUUCCCGCGCCGUGGCGGUGAGCGGCAGCGGAGGUGGCGGCAAGCGGAAAGGCAGGAGCAAGAAGUGGAGGGAGAUCCUCCGGUUCCCGCACAUCAGCCAGUGCGAUGAGCUGCGGAAGGGCCUGGGUGAGCUGGGGAGGGCGCCGGGACCCGGCAGAACCGGCUCACGGGUCCCGGCACGGCGCCGGGUCGCGGCCGCGCUGGGGGCACGGCAGACGCGGGGCUGCGGCAUGUGCUCGGCGGACUACGAGCUCUCCCCGGAUGAGAAGCGGAAGGAGAUGGGGGAGGAGAUCAUUGGCCGGUUCCUCAAGCAGGAGGUGUGCGCCUGCCAGGUGCGGGCCACAGGGAAGAUGUACGCCUGCAAGAAGCUGGAGAAGAAGCGGAUCAAGAAGCGGAAAGGGGAGGCGAUGGCCCUGAACGAGAAGCAGAUCCUGGAGAAGGUCAACAGCCGGUUCGUGGUGAGCCUGGCGUAUGCCUACGAGACAAAGGACGCGCUCUGCCUGGUGCUGACCAUCAUGAACGGCGGCGACCUCAAGUUCCACAUCUACAACAUGGGCAACCCCGGCUUCGAGGACGAGCGUGUGGUUUUCUACGCGGCGGAGAUCUGCUGCGGGCUCCAGCACCUGCACCAGGAGGGCAUCGUCUACCGGGACCUGAAGCCGGAGAACAUCCUGCUGGAUGAUGAUGGCCACAUCAGGAUCUCUGACCUGGGGCUGGCUAUCAAGAUCCCCGAGGGCGAGACCAUCCGCGGCCGCGUGGGCACCGUCGGCUACAUGGCCCCGGAGGUGAUCAACAACGAGCGCUACACCUUCAGCCCCGACUGGUGGGGCCUGGGCUGCCUGGUGUACGAGAUGAUCGAGGGGCAGUCGCCCUUCCGCGCCCGCAAGGAGCGGGUGAAGAGGGAGGAGGUGGAGAAGCGGGUGCAGGAGGACCAGGAGCUGUACUCGGACAAGUUCAGUGAGGAUGCUCGGGCCAUCUGCAAGAUGCUCCUGGCCAAGGACCCCAAGCAGCGGCUGGGCUGCGGGGCUGACGGGGCGGCCGAGGUGAAGCGCCAUCCCUUCUUCAGGACCAUCAACUUCAAGCGCCUGGAGGCCGGCAUCAUGACGCCCUCCUUCGUGCCGGACCCCCGGGCGGUUUACUGCAAGGAUGUGCUGGACAUCGAGCAGUUCUCGACGGUGAAAGGCGUCAACCUGGACCAAACCGACAACGAUUUCUAUGCCAAGUUCGCCACCGGCAGUGUCUCCAUCCCCUGGCAGAACGAGAUGAUCGAGACUGAGUGCUUCAAGGACCCGGCCGAGUACACCAUCGGCACCACCAUCCACCCCCCCGACCCGGCCGCCGUGAACUCGCACCCUCCCACGGCCAACUCCGCCUGCCGAGCCCCAGCCACGGCACCGGCACCAUCCUGA